This is a messenger RNA of Acanthoscelides obtectus, 3948 nucleotides long. Lineage: Eukaryota; Metazoa; Arthropoda; Insecta; Coleoptera; Chrysomelidae. The record is from the annotation of a GenBank genome assembly.
UCUGUAGUAAGCGAAGUGAAAAGAAGAUUCUAGAAGAUUCCAGAAUAGUAACUUUUACUUUCAGUUGUUGGUAGGAAAUUAAACAAAGACAGCGAUUAGCGAUUUCCUGCUUUCUGCUUUCAGUCAGUCAUUUGUGGAUUAUCCAAGAGUGAAUAUUGCCGGUGAUUCUUUGCGUGAACGCGAAUAUAAUCUAGGCGAUUUAUUGAUUCAGUGAUAGCAUCUGUAAAGUUUAUAUAUUCAGCAAACGAGUGAUUCGAUUUAAUUUCCGAAAAUGGCUACAAUGUCUGUGAUAGGAAUCGAUUUCGGUAACGAAUCCUGCUAUGUUGCGGUUGCAAAAGCAGGCGGCAUCGAAACUAUAGCUAACGACUACAGUUUGCGAGCCACACCAUCAUUUAUUGCCUUCUCCGAGAAGAAUCGUAUAUUGGGCGUAGCGGCGAAAAACCAACAGGUCACAAACAUGAAAAAUACUGUCUACUGUUUGAAGCGUUUAUUAGGUAGAAAAUAUAGAGACCCCCAUGUCCAACAAGAGCUACAGUUACUACCAUUUACAGUUGUAGAAGAAAAAGGUGGUAAUAUAGGAAUAAAGGUUAGAUAUUUGAAUGAGGAACAUACAUUCUCACCAGAGCAGUGUUUGGCUAUGUUGUUAACAAAAUUGAAAGAUAUUUCUGCUAAUGCCCUUCAAACACCCAUCAACGACUGUGUGAUAUCAGUUCCAUCCUAUUAUACGAACAAUGAAAGAAAGGCGUUGUUAGACUCUGCUGCUAUUGCAGGUCUAAACGUAUUGCGAUUAAUGAACGAACCUACCGCUACCGCUCUAUCGUAUGGCAUAUACAAGCAAGAUCUGCCCAACCCCGAGGAGAAGGCUCGCAAUGUAGUGUUCGUCGACUGCGGUCACUGUUCGCUGCAGGUGAGCGCUGUCGCCUUCCACAAGGGCAAGCUGCGCAUGCUCAGUUGUUCAUCCGACCCCCACCUAGGCGGCAGGGACUUCGAUAUGCUCAUCGCCGAUCAUUUCUGCAAGCAGUUCCAGACCAAGUAUGGAAUCGAUGCUAAGUCCAACCCAAGGGCGUUCAUUCGAUUGCUAGCUGAAGCAGAGAAAUUGAAGAAGCAAAUGUCGGCAAACUCAACGACAUUGCCUUUGAACAUAGAGUGCUUCAUGAAUGACAAAGACGUCUCUGGUGAUAUGAAAAGAGCGGACAUGGAAAGUCUAGCUCAAGGACUACUCCAAAGGGUAGAACAAACAUUGAAACAAUGUUUAACCCAAUCAGGUCUCGACGUGAACGACAUCCAUUCAGUAGAGGUUGUGGGCGGUUCAACUAGAAUCCCUGCCAUCAAAGGAUUGAUUGAGCGGAUAUUUAACAGAACGCCCAGCACCACUCUGAACCAAGACGAGGCUGUUUCCAGAGGGUGUGCUUUACAGUGCGCGAUCUUGUCACCUGCCGUCAGGGUGCGUGACUUCAGCGUGACGGAUGUGCAGGUCUAUCCGAUCACGGUGGCGUGGGAUGCGAGUCCAAGCGGCGAAUCUGCGGGUGAAAUCGAGGUGUUUCCAGUCAACCAUGCGGUACCGUUCUCGAAAAUGCUCACAUUUUACAGGAUGGAACCAUUCACGCUUAGAGCGAGAUAUUCUGGAUCCAUACCGUAUCCUGAUAAAGAAAUAGGCAAAUGGGUGAUAAAAGACAUCCGGCCGAACGCGGACGGCAAGCCGCAAAAGGUGAAGGUCAAGGCACGCGUGAACCUACAUGGCAUCAUGACCAUAUCCAGCGCCUCCCUAUUCGAAGCGAAGGAAACGCCCGAACCGGAAACUCCAGAAGAGCAACAAGCGGCCAAAGGUGGCGAGCAACAGCAAGAGACUAACGCCGAACAGCAAAACGGCCCCCAGCAACAGCAGCCGAACGAUGUGGACAUGGAUGGUCAGCAACAACAACAAGGGGGAGCUGCUCCAGAGGUAGGAUCCGGCUCCAGUUGGACGAAGAGAAUAUCUGCCUGGUUCAGCGGGGUACGCAUUAUGUCCCGAGAAGCCGCAGAAAAGGAUAAAAAGAAGAAACAAACUGUGAAGAGUAUUGAACUUCCGAUAGAAUCUCUUACAUUCGGUUUCUCGAAUGUAGAACUUAAUCAGUUUACAGAGCAAGAGUUCAAAAUGAUUGCAUCAGACAAACAAGAGAAAGAAAGGGCUGAUGCUCGUAAUGCGUUUGAAGAAUACGUGUACGAGCUGCGAAACAAAGUGUCAUCUGAGGACGAGCUGGCUCCUUAUAUUCUAGAGAAGGACAGAACGUCACUGGUGACUCGACUGGACGACAUGGAGAACUGGCUGUACGAGGAAGGAGAGGAUUGCCACAAGCAGGUCUAUGUGGAUAAGCUAGCCUCGCUGAAGGAAAUUGGGGAUCCGGUUCACAGCAGACGGUACGAGCACGAAACAAGACCUGGACAGGUGGAAGAGUUCGCUAGGUCUCUGCAACUUACCAUGAAGGCUCUCGAGCAAGUCAAAUCAAAAGACCCAAAAUACGCCCACCUGACCGAAGAAGACGUGAAAAAGGCGGACCAAGCAUUCAACCAUGCCUACCAAUGGCUGGAGCAGACACGUCAGAAGACGGCCAGCGCCCCGCUUCACCUAUCUCCGUCUGUCACUGUGGCGCAGAUUAGGCAGGAAAAGACCAACUUUGAGAACACAAUUAACUCCGUGUUGAACAAACCAGCGCCCAAGGCUCAGACACCACCGAAGGAGGAACAGGUAUGAAAACUGGCGGAGACCAACAGCAGCAGCCCCAACAGGAACAGAACGGACAACCUCAACAGAACAGUGAUAAGCAGCAGGAGAACAUGGAAUGGUCCACUACAAAUUAGAAAGACAGCGUCUAGGUGUUAUUUUUUAAUUUUCCAUUUUUUAAAUUAAUCCUUGUGUAUUUCCGAUUCGGGAGGAUGGUGCAACCAUUCCUCUCGAUCUGCGUGAGUGGUUGCAAAAUUUGAUUAGGAUUUAGAUCAAAAAUACCGUUUUAAAGCAUUUGAUGCAAUUAUUUGUUUGCCAGAGCAUGAAUUUGGUUUACUUAAAGCCAUCAAAACAGCGCCAAUUUAUUUAAAAUAUAACUAUUUCAAUUCAACUAAUAUUCUUGUCAUAGUGUCAGUUUGUAUGUGUCUGUUAACUCGGAAACCUGACAUCGUUAAGGAAAAGGGAAGAAAAAGAGAGAAGGAAGGAGAGGGUAAAGAGGAAGAAGAGACUCUUUUAGGACAGAGAGGGCUUAGGCAUUGUUAAAAUCACUUGACAAAUUUUGAUGUGGUCCAAAAAUUGUUUUUUUUUGUAAGGGUUUUAUCAAAAUACUCUAAUUUUGUUUGUAAGAACACUUAUUAAUUUUUAAUUUGGUGUAUACAGGGUACGUUAGAAUGUUUGGGACAUUUCAAAAAAGAAUUGGUAUGAACACAGGUCCGCAAUAGAGCAGAUUUCAAGCAGCGUUUUUAAUAUGAUAAAUAGGUUCAAUUUCUUUCUGUGGUGUGCGCACUGAAAAUAUUUUGUAAAUUAUAGAAUCGUCUACCUUACAAAAAAAGUAUUUUAGAUUUGUGUUCACGAAAACUCUCUGGAACGACUCAAAUAAAUUCAAAAUGCUUACGGAUCAAAACGCGAUCAACUUUUACUACCACUCACUAUAACUAUGGAAUAUAAAAGCACUUGUUGUAAAUGUUAAUUUAAUAAGAUGAUAGUAUUUGCAAUUAAAAAUUUGCAAGUAAGUUUUUAAUCGUAGGCUAUUUUUUAGCUUCUCUAAAAAAAUAAUUUCCUCUUUUAAUUUAUUAUCCUCGCAAAGUCGUGUAGCAAUGGUUUCACUUGUCAGCGACAUUUCACACAACACAAGAAGCAUACUAAUUUGGAUGCAUUUUUGCAUCAAGCAUUUAUUUGUAAACAACCGUUAGUUUCAAUCUCUGGGAAGGUGUGGUUCAAAAUAAAAGAACCAUUGCUUUGUCAAA